Molecule: messenger RNA, 231 nt
Organism: Bipolaris victoriae FI3
Lineage: Eukaryota; Fungi; Ascomycota; Dothideomycetes; Pleosporales; Pleosporaceae
Exons: 1
Source: RefSeq, a predicted model, not a curated record
CGCUCCGCAGCGGUACGCCAGAAGCGCUUAUGGCGUAGAGAGGAUGCUCCCGUCGUCACCAGGAACCCCGCCUCAGCAGAUUGUAGAACAAGUCGCAUUGGGACCCGCAAGAAGGAUAGCUGGCUGACAGAUGGAUGCUCUGGAUGCUGUAGGGCUACAGUGGUGACGUCAAUGUCUACUGAACGAGGAUGGGCAGGGGAGUUUAACACCCAUGGCCAGCCAUGCAGCUAG